Molecule: messenger RNA, 1672 nt
Organism: Vicugna pacos (alpaca)
Lineage: Eukaryota; Metazoa; Chordata; Mammalia; Artiodactyla; Camelidae
Source: RefSeq, a predicted model, not a curated record
UGCGACCACGAAGCUUCGGCAGCUGAAACUGGAUAACCAGACUAAGUUCCGUGAGACCAGGAGCUUGGUCUGUUGAUGACCGUUCUGUCAGAUGUUCCCCACACAGGGCUGGGCCCGUAAUAGGCCAUCAUCAAAUACUGGAGUGCAGCACGGAAUGAAUGAACAGUUCUCUGCUGGCGCAUACAGUGAUCCUUGUGGCUAGUCAGUUUGGAACCUGUACCCAGCACGUGUUACUUCCAUAGGGCGUUGCUGGAGAAGAAGCAGAGGAAGAAGCGCCUGGAGCCGCUCAUGGUCCAGCCGAACCCGGAAGCCCGGCUGCGCCGGUCAAAGCCGAGGGGCAGUGAGGAGCACACUCCCCUGGUGGAGCCGCAGGCCCCGCACAACGGCGUCGUCCUGCACGGUGUGUAUUCAGGCGCGCCUCUUCCCGCCGCAGCACCGCUCGCACAGACCCGGGGUGCAGGAAGACUCUCACGGGGACCGAAGGGGAGCAUUAGCGUCGUUACUGGCAUUGACGGUCCCGCUGCCUUCCUGAGGCCAGAUGCUCAGGACUUGGACAGCAAGCCUCAUGUUCUGUCAGUGGGAUCCUCUGCCGCGGAGGAGGACCCUGAGGGGAGCGUGGGUGAGGAGCGCGCCUGGGGCCCUGCUUCCAAGCCUGACCUUCAGGAGAUUCUCCAGAAACACGGCAUCUCAGGUAGCUUGAACUUUGAUGAAGAGGAGACUGAUGGGGAGGAGGAGGAAGGGAAGAAACUGAGGUCUCAUUCGCCAAAUUCAGAGACAGAGAGACCCAGUUCUGCGUCCAGCCAGAAGCCAGCCGCGGACACAGGGGCUUCCGGAGCUGCAGCCCAGCAAACUGAUAGCCAGCUGGGAGAAAUAGAGAGUUUAGAGGACUUUGCCUACAGUCCUGCCCCUCGAGGCAUCACAGUGAAGUGUCGGAUAACCAGGGACAAGAAAGGAGUGGAUCGCGGUCUCUUCCCCACCUAUUAUAUGCACUUGGAAAAGGACGAAAAUCGAAAGAUAUUUCUUCUUGCAGGUAGAAAGCGGAAAAAGAGCAAAACAUCCAACUACCUGAUCUCCACUGACCCAACAGAUUUGUCCCGUGAGGGGGAGAGUUACGUCGGCAAACUCAGGUCCAACCUCAUGGGGACCAAGUUUACAGUUUAUGACCAUGGUGUCAGCCCGGCCAAGGCCCAGGGCCUGGUGGAGAAGGCCUACACCCGGCAGGAGCUGGCUGCCGUGUGCUACGAAACCAACGUCCUCGGGUUUAAAGGCCCUCGGAAGAUGUCUGUGAUCGUUCCCGGGAUGACCAUGAAUCAUGAACGGAUCCCAUUUCAGCCACGAAAUGACCAUGAGAGCUUGCUUUCAAAGUGGCAAAGCAAGACCAUGGAGAACUUGAUUGAACUGCACAACAAGUCCCCAGUCUGGAAUGAUGACACCCAGUCCUACGUCCUGAACUUCCACGGCCGGGUCACACAGGCGUCUGUGAAGAACUUCCAGAUAGUCCACGAAAGUGACCCGGACUAUAUAGUCAUGCAGUUCGGACGUGUGGCCGACGACGUGUUCACACUGGACUACAGCUACCCGCUGUGUGCCCUUCAGGCCUUUGCCAUCGGGCUCUCCAGCUUCGACAGCAAGCUGGCAUGCGAGUGAGGGAGCGGCGGCGCUGGCCUUCUCC